AUGGCCAAGCGCGUGGAGGCCCGCAACCUGACCUCACUGGCCAAACUCCCGAAUGAGACCAUCUUUGUCGGGUUUGAGUUUAUGCACAGCCUGCUACAGGAAUGGGGGCAGGAGCUGCAGGGCAUGCUCAACAGCAGCCAGAGGACACAUUAUGAUAGCUACCGGCUGUGUGACAGUCUGACUUCCUUCAGCCAGAACUUAAAGCUCUACCUGGAUACCACCAGCUUGUCCAAGGAGGAGAGGCAGGUGGUCUCUGAGCUGGCAGAGUGUGUCAGGGACUUCCUGAGGAAAACGAGCAGGGUGCUAAAGAACAAGGGCUUCGAGGACAUCACUGCCUCCAUUGCCAUGGCCAUUAUUGAGCAGAAGAUGGACCGGCAUAUGGAAAUGUGCUCCAUUUUUGCUUCUGAGAAGAAGUGGGCUUUCUCAGAUGAAUGGGUAGCCUGUCUGGUUAAUAACAGGGCUCUCUUCCAAGAGCCAGAGUUGGUUUUCAAGCUACUGGAAACAGUGAUGGAAGUCAGCACAACUGACAGUGCAGUCCUUGAAUCUCAGGUCAAACAAGUGAUUGACUUGAUCCUGGAAUGUUACACAGAACUCUCAAUGCCAGAUAAAAAUAAAGUCCUCUCAGGUGUCCUGCAUUCCUGGGGGCAGAAGGGCCUAUCUGAAAAGUUGUUGGCUUACUUAGAGGGUUUUCAGGAAGACCUUAAUAUGACUUUUAACCAGCUCACACAGAGUGCUUCUGAACAGGGCUUGGCUAAAGCUGUGGCUUCUGUGGCCCGCCUGGUAAUACUGCAUCCAGAAAUCACAGUGAAGAAAAUGUGCAGCAUGGCUGUGAUCAAUAUGCUCUCUCUCUUGGUGGUAGAUGUGGGCAAUCCCGAAGAGGUCAGAUUGUUUAGCAAGGGCUUUCUGGUGGCCCUGGUACAAGUCAUGCCUUGGUGCAGCCCCCAGGAAUGGCAUUACCUUCACCAGUUGACCAGGAGACUGCUGGAGAAACAGCUUCUCCAUGUCCCUUAUAUCCUGGAAUAUAUUCAGUUUGUUCCCCUGCUCAACCUAAAGCCCUUUGCCCAGGAUCUCCAACUCUCUGUACUUUUCCUGAGAGCUUUCCAGUUUCUCUGCAGCCAGAGCUGUCGUAAUUGGCUGCCUAUGGAAGGCUGGAGCCAUGUGGUCAGGCUCCUCUGUAGCAGUCUGACCAACGUCCUGGACUCAGUUAGAUUGUUACAGUCAGUUGGCCCUUGGGCCCAAGGACAAGAACAUGACCUGACCCAGGAGACCCUGUUUGUUUAUACCCAGGUGUUCUGUCACGUUUUGCACAUCAUGGCCAUGCUGCCCCAAGAGGUCUGUGAGCCCCUCUAUGUUUUGGCUUUGGAAAUUCUCACCUGCUAUGAAACUCUGAGCAAGACCAACCCUUCUAUUAGCUCCUUGCUCCAGAAGGUAAAUGAGCAACACUUCUUAAAGUCCAUUGCUGAGAAUAUUAGCCCAGAGGAGCGGCGCCAAACUCUGCUGCAGAAGAUCAGCAACUUCUGACCUUUGUAGGUCAGAAGAAAGCUGGGCCUCAACAUGGUGGGUCUGAGGGGUUAGAGCUGAGAAGCACAAACUUUACAGUUAUGUGAAAUUGUAAACAAGAUAACCAGUCUAUGGCAAUCACGGUGUAAAGAAAGUAGUUUCUUAGAUAUUUGUAACAUACGAACUAUAAUAAAAUUCUCCUCUUUUGAGUCUCAAAAAAAAAAAAAA
Messenger RNA from Galeopterus variegatus (Sunda flying lemur), 1728 nucleotides. RefSeq names its product gem-associated protein 4-like. The coding region runs from base 1 to 1521 and encodes 506 amino acids. The record is from RefSeq and is a predicted model, not a curated record. Gene Ontology annotation, biological process: spliceosomal snRNP assembly; rRNA processing. Gene Ontology annotation, cellular component: SMN complex. The transcript has 4 exons. Lineage: Eukaryota; Metazoa; Chordata; Mammalia; Dermoptera; Cynocephalidae.